ACGAAGAGCAAGCAGAUGGCAAGCAAGAUUGUACCCACAGGCAGCAAGAGGCCCGCAGACAGCAAGAAGCCCCCAGACACCAAGAAGCCCAAUGACCCCUCAACUCAGCCCACCCACUGUCAUGUCGACUGGUUAUGAGUUCACCCACGAGAAACAACAGCACCUUGCAAGUGACCUGGACCGCCAGAUUCGUGCAGCCUUAGCAGAGAUCAAUGGUCUCUUUGUGUAUUACCCAGAACCCAACUUCUGCGUUCUAGUGGAUGACGGAGAAAACACCAUAAAGGAGAGUUUCAUCAAGGAAGGAAGGAGAAAAGGCGAUUACAGAAUGGAGUCAUGCGUUUUGAUCAGGCAGGUCAAGAAGCGUGCCAAUUUUAAAGCUGUGUUUCCCGUCAGUAAGCCCAUUAUCAUCGUUGCACCAGAAACAUAUAAGAAAUAUGAGAAAGAGCCGGAGCUAAAAGACCUAAAGAUCGGACAGUCAACUCUGAAUGACAGAACUUUGGCAAUUGGUGUAUACUGUAAUGGGGCAAUCGCACUUAAGGCAACCUAUAAAGGGGUGGAUUCACCAAAUGACCCCAAAGUGCACCCAGGAGCAUAUCAUUUAAACUUAAAGUUCAUCAGGGACUUGUAUAAUUGUGAUGAUGACGCAAAAUUUGAAGAGCUGAGUGAAAAAAAUCCAUUCAGCAUGGAUGGAGGAGACGGAAUAGAAGUAGUCGAAGCUAUCAGACAAGCAAGAGAAUGCAGAAUGUUUUUUGAACAAUUUCAGAGAUAUAAUCAAUAAUCAUACUCAUCUGAAUCAGGAACAGCCACAAUAAUUGAAAUAUAUGCUUUUGUUGGUUUGAUUGUCCUCAUUUGUAAGUCACUAUGGAUAAAAGCAUCUGGUAAAUGAUUAAA
Molecule: messenger RNA, 891 nt
Organism: Carassius auratus (goldfish)
Lineage: Eukaryota; Metazoa; Chordata; Actinopteri; Cypriniformes; Cyprinidae
Exons: 2
Coding region: 92-778 (228 amino acids)
Source: RefSeq, a predicted model, not a curated record